AGGAUUCAAUCUCAAUGAGUAUUUUCAAAAGCAUAUUGCUAUAUAUUCCUUGUAUCUCUCUGUAUGUAGUUCACUUAGGAAGAACUGUUAUUUCUCUGAAGUUACUAAUUUAUUGUUGCUUUGUCUCUAUUUAGUUUGUUCACCACCAAUUAGAGGAGGCUUCUGGCCCCUGGGAAUUUGCAUGAUGCAGUGCCCUCAUAUUUGGAUAUUUAACCAGCUCUGAUUCUUGCUUCUUUUGGUGCUCAUCUUGGAAAUUCAUCAUGGAAAAAAUGGGAAAAAACCUUGGGCCAUUUCCAAAAGCCUUGGUCCUGGUUCCUCCAAAAAACAUUUCUUACCAGACCCAAUCAGUGCUGAUACCAUGUCCACCACAUCGGAUUGCACCAUUGUCAGUAUUUGGUGAAUCUGACCAUAAGACUGAGGCUAAGCGGUUGGUUUGCUUAAAACAACAAGUCGUCACACGCAAGCCCAAUUCUCAUCACCAGGAUGUAUCCCCAGAAUUAUCUGAGACUUACAAUCAGGAUAAAGCUUUGUCUAGCAAGAAUACGGAGAACUCAGAAAAAUUAUGCCCACAAAACUACUCUGAAAACAACUUGGGCUUAUUCUUCAGGAAUAAAAUGCCAUACACUUUUAGAGCUCCACACGCUAAACGUCACAAGAUCAAGAUCUCCACAUCCAUAAAGUCUGGCGGCACUAAGGACCAGGUCACAGAAGAACCAAAAAAUGCCAGUCACAAGGCUACAACUGGGCCAAAUCCCAGUGCCUCGGGGGCAGAGAAGGCAGCACCCCAAGUACACAGCAAAAAAACCAACAAGGGCACCAUUAAAAGAGCACGCGGUCCUGAUCCUUGCUCCAAAGACACAUCUAGUAGUAAGAAUAAGCAAUUAGUUCAGAUUCCAGUAGGUAGUCGCCAAAUUUGGGAGGAAUUAUGUCACCAGGGUAAAGAUCAUUUAGGCUCAAACAAGCAAGCCAGAUUCGAAGUUAUUUGCCCACAUCAUACUAGAAUUCAUUUCAUCCCUGAUGACCAGACCACAUAUAUACUCAAAAGACACCUAAAGGUACCAUCAUCAGUCCCUGAAAAUGAAGCACAAAAACAAUGGGAAAAUUUUUCUCAUGAUUAUAAGCACCAAAUCAUUCCAGUGUACCAUCAACAGCAGGCACAGGCAGCUCUGGACUUUGUCUCUAGGACCUUAGUACCACUCUACCAAAGAGCUAUAAAAUGUGAGGAAUCCAUAAACAAGGCUAUAAGAAGACAAUUAAAUAAAAACAACUGGGAGAACUUUUUCCAGUGCCAUGAUCACCAUCUUGCAAUUCCGCUGUGUCGUCAAAAUCAGGCACGAGCCGCCUUGGACCUUUUCUCUGAGGUUUCACUUCCACGAAACCACAUACACCUAAAAUCUGCAGGACCCCGCUUUGUGAGAAAGUCUGCUAAAAAGUUAAACAAGAGAAGCUGGACAAAAUGUCCUUGUGACUACGAUCACCAUGUCACAAUUCCACUGUGUCACCUGCACCAGGUUCAGGACCUCAUCCCAAGGAUAUUACUCCCACCAGACCACAUACACACAAAAUAUGAGGCGCCCUUGAACAUGAUCUUUGAGUGUCAAAGAAAAUGUCAUCCCUUUACCAGGCCUCUGCCUGGUCCUCUCUAUUCAUCCAGGCCUCUGCUGAUAAAGGCUCUACCCAUCCCUGAUUGUUGGACCCCAGAGACUCUACCGAUUUCUGAGCGUCACUCAAAGACUCCAUUUCAUCUCAGUAUCCAAGACAUACCAGCACCUCAAAAACUUACUUUAAAUUUAACCAAGGUUCCAAAAUGCCAUCACUAUCAGGCUAAGUCUUCACGAGUCUCUGACUACCAACCUGGGUACCAAUACAAGAUCCAGCCUGAGCAGAGUAGAGGCAGAGCCAGAUCCUGCCUCCCGGCCUCCUGUGAAACGCAAGGUUACUUGGCUUGAUCUCAUCCAUGGCAAAUCUGACCAGCCAAAGGAGAAGAAGACCUAUCCAAGUCAAAAGCCAUUUUGGAAAGAGAGACCUUUCUCAAACAAGAACGCCCAAGAAGAGACAUCAAGGAGGCAAAAGAUAUGUUCCAUGUCUUUGUUAGAUAAAUUUGAAAGUAGGAUAAACAGUUAAAAUACAAUCUUUUCUUUUGUAUAUCAA
Monodelphis domestica (gray short-tailed opossum) is the source of this 2151-nucleotide messenger RNA. RefSeq lists its product as uncharacterized. Lineage: Eukaryota; Metazoa; Chordata; Mammalia; Didelphimorphia; Didelphidae. The record is from RefSeq and is a predicted model, not a curated record.